AUGGAUACCAGUGCCGAUUCGAAUAUGGACACUGAUAACAGUGGUUCUACUUCUACAGGCAUCGGUAUCAUUGCCUCUGUCAACACUACAUCCUUGACAUUGGUUAAGGCCGAGAAACCAGAUCAUCUGGUAGGGACAUCGACGUCAUCUACUGUAACUACUGGACCAAUUGUCACCGGAAGUAAUCUUUUUACCGGUGUUGCUAACAGCAAUAAAAUAUCUAGAUCGGACGAUUGGCUAGCAGCGGACAGUCCGGAAUCGCCGCAGAAUUCUUUACCAAGUCAGAACGUGGUUUACUCUACUUCCCAGCAGCAAUUAUCGGAACAACAGCAAUCUCCUAUGGCCCAUUCCAGUCCGCUCGCACAUCAACAACAGCAAGUUAGCAAUAAUGGAUACGCGAGUCCUAUGAGUACCAGCAGUUACGAUCCAUAUAGCCCCAACGGUAAAAUAGGAAGGGAUGAACUAUCUCAACCAGGUUCAAUAAACGGUUACGGAAAUAAUUCUGGGGGAAGUGGCGGCGGAGGUGGCGGAGGUGGUGGUAGCAGCAGUGGUGGCAGCGGUGGCGGAGGCAACGGGGUUGGAAGUGGUGAAGGACCUGAUGCAAAGAAAAGAAAAGGUCCCACACCUCGACAACAAGAAGAAUUGUGCCUUGUAUGUGGCGAUCGUGCGUCUGGUUAUCAUUACAACGCCCUUACAUGCGAAGGCUGCAAGGGGUUUUUCAGACGAAGCAUCACUAGGAACGCUGUAUAUCAGUGCAAAUACGGCAAUGGCUGCGAGAUCGACAUGUAUAUGCGCCGCAAGUGCCAGGAAUGCAGACUAAAGAAGUGUUUAACGGUUGGCAUGAGGCCGGAAUGUGUUGUGCCCGAGUAUCAAUGUGCGGUAAAAAGAAAAGAGAAAAAAGCGCAAAAGGAAAAAGAUAAACCAAACAGUACGACAAUGAACGGUUCACCAAGCAGCGCUGGAAUGGGCGAUCAAAUGGGCGUCAAAAUUGAACCAGCGGAAGCCGAGUCGUUAUCCAUGUCCGGAAGUAGCGGCAUUCUCACUCCUAUCAGUCCUUACACCUGCGUUAAGCCUAUUAGUCCUGAACAGGAAGAACUGAUAAAUAGGCUCGUGUCUUUUCAAUGUGAAUUCGAACAACCGAGCGAAGAGGAUCUGAAAAGAAUUACUAAUCAACCAAUGGAAGGCGAAGAUCCGAGUGAUUACAGUUUCAGGCAUAUUACUGAAAUCACGAUUCUGACUGUUCAAUUGAUCGUCGAAUUCUCAAAGAGAUUACCCGGCUUUAAUGAGUUGUUACGUGAAGAUCAAAUCACUCUACUGAAAGCAUGCUCUAGUGAGGUGAUGAUGCUACGGAUGGCAAGAAAGUAUGAUGUGCAAACCGAUAGCAUCAUUUUUGCUAACAAUCAAUCGUAUACACGUGACAGUUAUAAUGUUGCCGGAAUGGGAGAGACCAUUGAAGACCUUUUGCGAUUCUGUCGACAAAUGUAUGCUAUGAGAGUUAAUAAUGCUGAAUAUGCUUUGCUCACAGCUAUUGUCAUCUUUUCAGAAAGACCCAAUUUGUUGGAAAGCAGAAAAGUGGAGAAACUUCAAGAAAUCUACUUGAAGACUCUGAAAGCAUAUGUGGAUAAUCGUCGUCGACCGAAGUCCGGUACGAUCUUCGCUAAACUUUUAUCAGUUCUAACCGAACUCAGAACCCUUGGUAAUCAAAACAGUGAAAUGUGCUUGAACCUGAAAUUUAAGAACAAGAAGCUGCCACUUUUCCUCGCCGAAAUCUGGGACGUGGUGCCCUAGUUUCCCUGUCGCCGAUUAAUGGCGAUAGCGCCGGUCGGCUGAAUAAAUCUUUUGACGUCGCAGUAGCAGCAAUAGCAACAACGACGUCGAUGGACGCAUGGACGUGGAAAACGGCCUGCGUAAUUCUUAUACUAGUGCACCAUUAUGCCACUGCCUCAACAUCGCAAGUCAACAUAUUGUAUUAGUGCUAUUUUAGAUUUAUUUUGAUCAUUUGUUUUUUCUUGAUUGACCAUCUUUAGUCACCCUAGAUUGAUCGAUCCUCAUAUGGCUUAUAAGGCAAGCAUAUGUAAACCGGUCCCACAUUAUUCGCGUGAGACUUAUGUGUGACGCAAAGAAAGUCAUUGUAUUCUUUAUAAAGAUUCUUUGUAGAUUUAUGUAUAUAUGAUACUGCAAAAAAGGAAAGUUAUAAAUGUGUGAAAAUGAUUAAUGAUAAAAUAUACAUUUGAAAACAAAAGUAUUGAUCAAGAUACACACGAUUAAAUAUUUUUAAAUAUUGUGAUUAGAAAGAUUUGAUUCAAAUCAAUAAUCAUUAUAAUCAAAUAAAAUAAAAUACAGAAGAUGAUGAAUGAGAUAAAUACUCUGGUGCGCCAGCAUUACUGGCGUUCCAGCAUCUAUCUCACGCUUCAUCUUUUUCAUUUCAUUCCGUAAGAGACUAGAGUGAGGGAAGCGUUUAGGCUUUGGAGCUAAAAUUGGACAUGUCUGCUUUAUACUUUAUUAAUGAUUCAAAGAAUAUAUCUGUAUGAUUCAUGAAACUAUCGUUUUUUGUAGAUCUUUUGAAGGUAACCAUUUAUCACACACACACACAAAUCUGUAACUUUUAUAAUUUUCAUAUAUUAUGAUUAUUUAAAUUGAAACAGUUAUACUUACUUAAUCGUACCAAUACCUUUUUUUAUUCAUAUAAUCGCAAAUAUUAUGUCGCUUGCGUUAAAUUUACGUGAACCGUGUGGGAUUGGUUCAAAAACGCGGAACAGGAAAGGCCUCGCACAUUAAAGAUACACGCAGAAAAUUAAAGAUACACACAUGUUCCAAAUAGGAGUAAGGAAAGGAAUGGGAAUAAAAAUAUUUCGUUGUAAGAAAAAGGCAGUGGCGCGGCCCAGGCUGUGAUACAUAGAGAACAGAGGUUGAAGGUAUAUAAAGAAAGCUACCUGCAAUUUACAUUUUAUCGCUAUUUCCUCUACCUGGAUACAUCCUUACACACAAUCGAUAUGUAAAUGUAAUGUAUUAUAUAAUAAGGUAUUGAUAUAUUUGAAGAAUGUGUGUUGUCACAUUUGUCAUUCAUGAGAAAAUGAAUAGCAGCAAGCGCGGUUAAUAUAAGAAAGGGAAAAGAUAGAAAAUUAUGUUGGCAGGAUGAGACUAAUUGUAAAAAAUCGUGAAUGAUCGCGAAGAAAUGAUUUAAACAAUCGCCGAUGUUGCUGACGAAGAGCAACAAAUUCAAAGAUUAAAAUCUGUAGUUAUCAAUAACAGCAUUUUUCCAGAUAUUGAUCUUAAAAAAAAUUUAAAGGAAUGAAGUCCUUAACGUAUAUAACUGUUAAGCAGCUUCGCAUAAAUGAAACGCGAAAAAGAAAAAGAAAAGAAAAUAGAUAUGAUAUAUAUAACAAUAGCAUAGAGUCUAUAUCACUCAUACAGCAUAAUAUAUCUUGCUAGCAUGUGCAUUGUUUAUACUAGACAGAAGGAGAAAGAGUGUAGGGAAUAAGCGUGUGUAUGCGCGCGUGUGU
Messenger RNA from Trachymyrmex cornetzi, 3503 nucleotides. RefSeq names its product ecdysone receptor (gene Ecr). The record is from RefSeq and is a predicted model, not a curated record. Gene Ontology annotation, cellular component: RNA polymerase II transcription regulator complex; nucleus. Gene Ontology annotation, molecular function: zinc ion binding; nuclear receptor activity; ecdysone binding. Bases 1 to 1788 code for a protein of 595 amino acids. NCBI's taxonomy places the organism in Eukaryota, Metazoa, Arthropoda, Insecta, Hymenoptera, Formicidae. Gene Ontology annotation, biological process: negative regulation of transcription by RNA polymerase II; positive regulation of transcription by RNA polymerase II; cell differentiation. The transcript has 5 exons.